Messenger RNA from Plasmodium malariae, 861 nucleotides. RefSeq names its product fam-l protein. NCBI's taxonomy places the organism in Eukaryota, Apicomplexa, Aconoidasida, Haemosporida, Plasmodiidae. The transcript has 2 exons. The coding region runs from base 1 to 861 and encodes 286 amino acids. The record is from RefSeq and is a predicted model, not a curated record.
AUGGACCAAAAAAUUAAGUUACUAUUAUUUUUAAAAAUUUCUACUUUUAUACUUUUAAGUUGGAUAUGUAAUUUUUACAUUUAUAAUUUAAAAUAUAAUUAUUUACAGAGUACGCAUAACACACUUUUGGAUGAAUUCUGCAAACAUUGUAGAAAUUUUUAUACAAGAAAUUAUCGUUUACUUGGAAUAAAUAAUCAGAAAUGGGAUUCACAUAUUGUAUGUUUAAAAGAAGAGAUUCAAAAUAGAAAAUAUGUUAAAAAUGAUGCGUCUAAUAACGAAAAGGUGGGAGAAGAUAAAAAGGAACUAUUAAGUGAAAAUUUACCAUAUAAUGAAAAAGGCUGUAAAAAAGAUAAAAAUAAUAAAUUAUGUUUAUUUGAAACAAAUAAAUAUUCCUAUUUGGAAAGAAAAAUAUUUAAAGAACUUGAUUUUGAAGAUUUUCUUAAAAACAACAAGACAAUUAGUGGUAAGCUUUACAAAAAAAUAAUACGUAAAAAAUGUUCAUUAAGAAUCGCUAUUCCAUUUAUAUUGUUAUUGUUGUUAUCACUAGCAUUAACAGUAGAAUUAUCUUUGGGUUAUGGAAUUUCAAAUGUGCUAUAUUAUGUGUUUUAUCAAUCUCUUGGAAAAAGCGCAGUUGAUAAAAUUGGGAACUAUUUGAAGAAUGAUUCUUUCGGUAGUUUGUUUAAGCAAGUUGUAACCGUUGAAGGUAAGCCGAAGUCUGCUCUUGUUCAUAACAUGUUUAGUUUUCUAACAUAUUGCUCACUUUUUCUUAUAUUAGGCUUUGCAUUUAUAUCAGUGGUUUUUUAUUACCAUAAAAAAGUUAAAAAAUAUCAAAAAAUUAAGUUCAGGAAAGGUAAAAUAUAA